This is a messenger RNA of Penicillium angulare, 1572 nucleotides long. Its product is annotated as putative GABA permease. Gene Ontology annotation, cellular component: membrane. Bases 1 to 1572 code for a protein of 523 amino acids. The record is from RefSeq and is a predicted model, not a curated record. NCBI's taxonomy places the organism in Eukaryota, Fungi, Ascomycota, Eurotiomycetes, Eurotiales, Aspergillaceae. Gene Ontology annotation, biological process: transmembrane transport. The transcript has 6 exons. Gene Ontology annotation, molecular function: transmembrane transporter activity.
AUGUCUUCUCAUCAGUUGAAGCAGACGAGCACAACUGGCAUGCAGGAGAUUGGCAGCCCGACGAGUGAGGAGCUCGAUGAUGCCAAUCUGGCACGUAUGGGGAAGCGACCAGUUUUGAAGCGAAAUUUUGGGUUGAUGUCUAUGCUGGGCUUCAGCUGCACGAUUUUAAUCACAUGGGAAGGAAUUGUUGUUGGUGGUCCUGCGGGUGCAGUUUACGGUUUUCUCUUCGUUUGGAUUGGUGUCGCGUCGACUUUUGUGGUUCUAUCUGAACUGGCGUCCAUGGCUCCAACCUCCGGCGGACAAUAUCACUGGUGCUCGAUGCUUGCACCCCGGUCAUGCAUGAAGCUCAUAAGCUAUCUGACUGGUUGGCUUACUGUCAUCGGAUGGCAGGCCACAUACGCAACCUCGUGUUAUCUCUGUGGAACAUUAAUUCAAGGAUUAAUCACUCUCACACAGAAAGAUUACAAACCAGAGAGUUGGCACGCAACUCUGUUAUUCUGGGCUGUUGCUGUAUUCUCUGUUUCCAUUAACUGUGUUGGUGGAAAGUUGCUGCCUCGUUUUGAAGGCUUGAUUUUAUUUCUUCAUAUUCUCGGGUUCUUUGCUAUCCUCAUUCCUCUCACUUAUAUGGCCGAUCAUGGAGAUGCGAAGGAGGUUUUCACCACAUUCUUGAAUCGUGGUGAAUUUCCCUCACAAGGACUUUCUUUCUUCGUUGGCAUAGUGGGGUGUAUCUUUGCAUUUGCUGGUGGUGAUGCUGCAGUCCACAUGUCCGAGGAGAUCACCAACGCAUCGACUGCAGUUCCCACUUCUAUCAUGCUGAGUGUUUUGAUCAACGGCUCUCUUGGCUUCGGUAUGCUUCUUGCUAUGCUCUUCUGCACGGGUGACAUCGAAACGGCACUUGAAUCGCCAACCGGAUAUCCUUUUAUGUCGAUCUUCCUGCAGGCCACAGGCUCUGUUCCGGGAACUGCUGUUAUGGGCUCUAUCAUCACCACCAUGGGUAUCACCACCUCAGUCGGCAUGCUCGCCUCUGCAUCUCGGCAAUUCUGGUCUUUCGCUCGAGAUCGCGGUAUUCCAGGGUGGAGGGUUUGGAGUCAGGUCCACGGAGGCACUGCAGUUCCCAUCUACUCCGUGCUAUUUACGACCGUCGUUGCGUGCUUACUAGCCCUCAUUAAUAUUGGGUCUGCCGUCGCAUUCAAUGACUUAGUCGCGAUGUCUAUUUCCGGCCUCUACAUGUCUUAUAUGGUUGUCGCUGGCUUCCUACUUUACCGACGCUGCAACGGUGAUAUUGGCAAUGCACGAACCAGUGAUACCACUGUGGUUAACACUGUCGGUGCAAAGCUUGUUUGGGGCCCAUUCCAUAUUCCUGGCAUCUUUGGCAUUUUGAUCAAUGCUUUUGCUCUUAUUUAUAUGACCAUUGCUGUGUUCUUCAGCUUUUGGCCUCCCUCUUGGCAGGUCACUGUUAAAACUAUGAACUUCAGUGUGGUGGGCACCUUCGGUGUGGUUAUUAUCAGCUUGCUGUACUACUUUGUUCGCGCCAGGAAAGUAUACAAUGGUCCUGUUAUUGAGACUGACUAG